GUACAGAAGGUCAUUGAUCAGCUAACGCAUACGUGGCAGUGAAUUUGAGACCAUUAAACGUGGACUAAAUCUAAUCAGCUGCACCGAAGAAAACGAGUUGUCUUUACUUGUCCCAUCCACUGAACUGCAGCGAUUAGUUGUCCAACGUCCCUGUUCAAGAUGAUCCCCAUUUUCAUUUUAGCCGUUUGUUUCGUACACACGCUUUGUGCUAGCGCGGAUUCCGAUGCUUUGGUGACAAGUAAAGCAUACCUUGAUAUCAGUAUUGGAGACAAAGCGGUGGGAAAGAUAGUGAUAGGGUUAUUUGGAAAAACUGCCCCUAAGACUGUAAAAAAUUUUGAGGCUCUGGCUUCACAUGAGUUUGGCUAUGGCUACAAAGGAGCUACUUUUCAUCGUGUGAUAAGGAAUUUUAUGAUACAAGGAGGAGACUUCUCCAACAGAGACGGAUCUGGAUCUAAGAGCAUCUAUGGCAAGUACUUUGAUGACGAGAAUUUUAUCCUGAAGCAUUAUGGGCCGGGUUGGGUGUGUAUGGCGAACGCCGGCAAAGACACCAACGGCUCACAAUUUUACAUCACAACUAUUAGGACGUCGUGGCUGGAUGGCAAGCACACGUGUUUUGGAAAAGUUCUGCAAGGAAUGAAAGUUGUCAAACACAUUGAAGGACUUAAUACUGACGAAAAAGAUCAUCCAGAUCAGACGGUGGUCAUUACUGAUUCUGGUCUCGAGGAAGGUUUCAACUGGCCUUUUAAAGUUUCCAAGACGGGUGUGUCUGUGUAGUGGGGCUGUUCAGUGUUUCAUGGUUUGCAUUUAGAAAUUUCAGGUUUUUUUUAGCCUAUUUUUAAGAAAGUGGCGCAUGUAUCAGCUAUGUAAAAGUAUAGAGGUGAGAGACAUUCACGUCUCGGCUCGAAAAAUUAAAAGAGACACCGUAACACCAUGUAUUUCUGAAAGCUUAAUAAAAUGUUCCACAACAUCCUAUUACCAGGAAAACUUCACACUUCCUUAGUUUAUCUUAUCUUGGUUUGUUCUUAAAAAGGAUAGGACGAAAAUCUUAGUGAAGAAACUAUUUUCAUCGGAAACAAAAUGAAAAAAAAAAAAAAAGAAAAAUUGAAAUUAAAACUAAUGAAUUUAUGCCCAGAAUAUCGGUUGAAGCUUUAUCUGACCAUAAUGAUUUUAGCUGUAACUUACAAAAAUCUUAAAUGGUUUAAUUUUGGAUUGCGAGUUUAUCUUACGAGACUAUAAGGAUUGUGAUUUACCAGUAAUAUCACUUUUUUAAUCCUAGUUUCGUGUCUGCUAUCCUUGACUUCGAUCUAGUUCUGUUGAAAAAUUAGAUUAGUAACAAGUAGUUUAUUAAGGGUGCUUCAGAGGGAGAGACAGUAGAGACUAAGGGUACCGGGCUGGGGGAACACCUGUUUGUAGGGGUUAAAAACCGAGAGACCUGUCGUCGCUAAUGCUGAGAUUGCUGUCAACAAAAGAUAUGUCGCCUGAUACUUUUCACCAGCGAACUGACUGUUAAAAAUACCCCUUCAUGUUACCUUGACAGAACCUGUCACACGUGUCAUUAAAAAUUAAUACUUUUUAUUCUUA
Molecule: messenger RNA, 1581 nt
Organism: Pocillopora damicornis (cauliflower coral)
Lineage: Eukaryota; Metazoa; Cnidaria; Anthozoa; Scleractinia; Pocilloporidae
Product: peptidyl-prolyl cis-trans isomerase B
Biological process (GO): protein peptidyl-prolyl isomerization; protein folding
Cellular component (GO): cytoplasm; intracellular membrane-bounded organelle
Molecular function (GO): peptidyl-prolyl cis-trans isomerase activity; cyclosporin A binding
Source: RefSeq, a predicted model, not a curated record